AUGUUCCUGUUGAUUAAGCAGACUCAGGAUGGAGAGAGGAAACAGCUGACUCAGCUACGAGACGUCCUGAAGGCGUCUCUACAGUCUGAGCAGAAAGAGGAUGUUCAGGCUAAACAGAGCGCAGGUUACAGCCUCCACCAGCUGCAGGGCAACAAGGCUCACGGCACCGAGUGCUCCGGAUUCCUCUACAAGAAAAGUGAGGGACUGAGGAAGGUGUGGCAGAAGAGGAAGUGUUCGGUGAAGAACGGCUUCCUGACCAUCUCCCACGGCACGGCUAACAGACCUCCAGCCAAACUCAACCUGCUCACCUGCCAGGUGAAGAGGAAUCCAGACGAGAAGAAGAGCUUCGACCUGUUCUCACACGACAGGACGUACCACUUCCAGGCCGAGGACGAAGCCGAGUGUCAGGUCUGGGUGUCUGUGCUGCAGAACAGCAAAGAGGAGGCGCUGAACAAAGCGUUUAAAGGCGACCAGGAUGAAGGAGAGAACAAUAUCGUGCAGGAGCUGACGAGAGCCAUCGUAGGAGAAGUGAAGAGGAUGAGCGGCAACGAUGGCUGCUGUGACUGUGGAGCGCAGGGUCCCACCUGGCUGUCCACCAACCUCGGGGUGCUGAUCUGUAUCGAGUGCUCGGGGAUCCACAGGGAGAUGGGGGUCCACUACUCCAGGAUCCAGAGUCUGGACCUGGACGUGCUGGGAACCUCCGAGCUGCUGUUGGCGAAGAACGUGGGAAACGCCAACUUUAACGAGAUCAUGGAGGCCGAUCUGUCGGCGCAGGACGUCACCAAACCCGACCCGACCAGUGACAUGCAGAUGAGGAAGGACUACAUCACGGCCAAGUACACGGAGAAGCGCUUCGCUCGGCGGCUUUGUGCCGACGCUGCGUCCAGACUGCGGGCUCUGUACGAGGCGGUGAGGACCAGAGACAUCCUGGCUCUGAUGCAGAUCUACGCCGAGGGCGUGGACCUGAGGGAGGCCAUCACACAGCCCAACGAACACGUACGAUAAGAUGCGUCUCCCCGUGUUCACGACGAUGCGACGGACGUUUUGAGGGUCAUUUACAGAAACAUUAAUAGUAGAAGUG
Cottoperca gobio is the source of this 1081-nucleotide messenger RNA. Its product is annotated as arf-GAP with SH3 domain, ANK repeat and PH domain-containing protein 2-like. The record is from RefSeq and is a predicted model, not a curated record. NCBI's taxonomy places the organism in Eukaryota, Metazoa, Chordata, Actinopteri, Perciformes, Bovichtidae. Bases 1 to 1005 code for a protein of 334 amino acids. Gene Ontology annotation, molecular function: GTPase activator activity. Gene Ontology annotation, biological process: positive regulation of GTPase activity. The transcript is spliced from 10 exons.